Vanessa tameamea is the source of this 3436-nucleotide messenger RNA. RefSeq names its product protein Smaug (gene smg). The transcript has 6 exons. Bases 251 to 2038 code for a protein of 595 amino acids. Gene Ontology annotation, cellular component: P-body. Gene Ontology annotation, molecular function: protein binding; translation repressor activity; mRNA binding. The record is from RefSeq and is a predicted model, not a curated record. Gene Ontology annotation, biological process: negative regulation of translation; regulation of mRNA stability; nuclear-transcribed mRNA poly(A) tail shortening. NCBI's taxonomy places the organism in Eukaryota, Metazoa, Arthropoda, Insecta, Lepidoptera, Nymphalidae.
UUUUGGUAUUUGAUAAUUUGACUAUCCGUCGAAUCAGAGUAGAUGUUAUGUUUUUAUCCUACCUACAAUAUUAUUAGUAAAAUUAAAAAAAAAAUCAACGUCGAACGCGUGGCCCCACUCCCGCCGCUGCUACACACGAGCGCAAACUCAGCAAGCUAGGCUCAAAUUGGUGCAGAACGAUCAGCUGUCACGUAUCUGACGUGUUGAACACAAACAAAUCUGAUAUCCGGGGUGCUAUGCUGUUGGCAAGAUGAACGGUACGUUUUACGAGCAGCUAGGGGGUGUGGCUGGAUUAUUCGAGCAAUGGGGCACGUGUGAGCGGACGGUAGUUGCAUGUGCGCUGGCUCGAAGGGUCCCCUGGCCUGGCCUAAGACUUGUACAAAGAGCUGUGGAGGCAGCUCUGCAGAGCCAUGUCGAAGACGAGCGGCUAGAGAGAGAUGCUAAUGAUGAGACUCUCCUGGCAAGUCUACUCGCCGCUAGGGCAGAAGAUGAUGAUGAAGAAGACGGCGAGCGGCUGCGGCAGCUGGUGCGGCUGGUGCCGCUGCUGCGCACGGACAACGAGCGCGCCAAGAGCGUGCUGGUGGGCGCGGCGCCCGCGCUCGUGCAGCGCGUGCUGGACGCGCCGCGCCGCCACGUGGCGCCCGACCUGUGUCGCCAGCUGCUGUCCUACCUGCUCGUGCACCCCGCGCUCACGCUGCUCGACCAGAGAACGUUAACGCAAUGGCUUCGCUAUUUAGAAAAUCAUAUAUCGGGCAACAGAAACACAGAAUCGGUGUGGCAGCAGAGGAUAGAACCGUGUCUAUUACCCGACACGAACAUCUGGGCGAACAACAAUAGCUUUAGACGGACUAUCGGCAAGAACGUCGAGUUCAGAGGGAUACUAGACUCAGUAGACCAAACGUCUUAUACGGACAUUUUACAAGAAUCCUUCUCCAAGAACGGGAGAGACGUGGACCUCAGCCUAGACGGUGAAAUGUUAAAUUUUGACGCGGCGAUAGCUCAGCCCAAGUCGCAAAGAUCGAACAGUUUAACCCCUCCUUCCACUAAUUUCAUGCACAUGUCGUCAUCUGCUGAGAACUUAAGUGAUGAACCUUUCGUCCAGAAACCUAGAAGUUUUUCCCUCUCUAGUGAACAUAGUUUAAGCCAAUUGCGACCUAUUAGUAUAAUGUACGGAACGACGGGGAGCGAAACCAGACUGGACGACCUCAGAUCGAAUAACUUCACGGAACAUCCCGGCAUGUCGACCGUAGCGCAGUGGCUGAAGAGUUUGAGGCUACAUAAGUACGUGUGGCUCUUCACGAACAUCACGUAUGACCAAAUGAUGGCCAUUGACGAGAAAUAUCUUGAAAAAUUAGGUGUAACAAAAGGUGCUCGACACAAAAUUCUACUAUCCAUUAAGAAACUGAACGAACGGGGAGCAAUAUUAGAAGGAAUCCAAGCUGAGCUGGCUUCGAACAAUGGAUCGGUAUUGAGGGCCCUGGAGAGAUUAAGAGGAGUGCUGUUAUCACCGAUGCCUCCAGGGUCUGAACUUCCAUCUGCUGUUGUUGCAGCUCUUGAUCUUGUAGCGAGAGCAUCGCAGUCACGUGUGUAUGCGACAGCCGCGCGAGCCGAGCCCGGCGCGCUCGACCCCGUCUCGCUGCACUGCUGGCUCAUCGAAAAGGCGCUGCACCACGAGGCGUUCUCGUGCGGCGAGCUGCAGAGCGCGCUGCGCCGCCUGCGCCACCGCCUGCCGCCGCGGCAGUUCUUCCACCUCGUGGGCGACGCGCCGCACCGCCGCCUCAAGCACAGGUACUCGACGCCCUCCGGUCGUGUCUACAUCUUCCUACUGGGAAUCGUCCGCCUUACCGGUGGCCGUGUCCGCAGAUGGCGCACGCCGCAGUGCCCGCUGCGCCGCUGGGCGCCGCCCCCGCGCGGCAAGUCGCACUCGUACCCGCCCUUCCCCCCGCACGGCCUGCCGCGCCCCCCGCCGCCGCCCGCCGACGACUACUCCGGCCUCGACGCGCUGUGCCUGCAGAUGACGGAGCAGGCCAUCAACUAGGGCCGCGCGCCGGGUUUUUUAUUGGACGGUGUGACUUCUAUCGAAACUUGUUCGAAUAUUAUUGAACGGCUGAGUUUGCGACGUCUCUGUAUAUUUUAUUUCAGUGACUCGACUCGACUUUACGCUGCAGACGUUAGAUCGAGUCGUAUUGAUUGUAUUCACCGAGAAUCGGAUGCCUCCGCGAUGAACUCGCUUUUGCAUCAUAUUCAUCAUGUGAAUAUAAAUAUUUUUAAUUUUAUUUAUAUUGAUUAUUGCUAUUGUAUUAAUUAUAAUUAAUUUAUAAUCGGAGAGGUGUGUCGUUUUUAUUUGUGAGUCGAAACAGAAACGAUGAAAACGAAAACAAUUGUUUACGAGAAAACUUUAUUAAAAGCACAUUUAUUAUCUGUGACGAAAACAUAGACAUUAAGCAUCUAUAGAUUAAGAUAAGAUAAUAAGAAACAAUUACAUCGACUGUAUCCGCCUCUGUCGAAAAUAGUUUAAUAUGAAGAUAAUAACAUGAACAAUACAUUUAAGUCUUCAUGUUAGAUUGAAGAGAUAUUAUAAUUCACUUUUUAUGUGAAUUUUUGUAAAUAUCAUGAGUUUUUUUUAUUACAAAUAUAUUAGCUAAUUGUAUAAAUGCUAUAUCCUAAUUUCUUUGGUGCUAUUCUGCAAGUUUUUAUUUCUCAGUAAGUCAUUAGUGAUAACUUAGCUAGGGCUAGAUACUGUUAUAAUUUAUAAUUACGUUUAGAAACAAUGGGUAAUAUAGCGGAGCUUAUAAUAGAAUAAUGGGCACAAAUCGGCCUAAAACGAUUAGACGGAAUGGAGGUCAUUUGAAUGUAGAUUUUAUGAUAUUUGUUGUCUGUGGAGUGUUUGUUGACAUUUAUUAUCUGUUACAAGUUGCACGGUCGCAAUCCGGCGAGAAUAUUGUGCAUUAACAUAAAAUAGACAUAUAAGUAAUUGUUGACUGACUGCAUAAUUUAUAUAGCUAAUGUUCAUUUCCAUAGAUUAUUAAUUUUAUUUUGUUUUUAAUGGCAUUAUAUUUAUAUUGUAAAUCUUUGACUGGAUCAAAAAUUUUGAUUGAAUUUUGUGCAAUUUUAUAUUAGUUUGAAAUUUUCAUUGAAAUUCAUUGAAAAUAAACAUGAAUAACAGUAUACACGUUGUGUUUAAUAUUAUAUUAUUUUACUUUAUUUAUAAAUCUGAUAAUUGUUUUGACAAUUAAUGUAGUUACUGCAUUCAUGAAAUGAAAUAACAAUUCACACAAGACAUUGUUUUAUUUCUUGUAAUUUGUUUUUAUUACCAUUUAUUUGUAACUUCUCUUGCUGUUGCCUUUUCUCUUGCUUUUUAACUUAUUCUUCUGUGAUACAAUGGUACUGUAACAACACCAGUACAUGAAAUAAAUAUAUAGAUGGGAGUAUAUAA